ACAAAAUCAUGAAAAUUAAAGAAGGGGAAUUCACGGCUGCUAUAUAUGGUGCGAUUAAAGAUCAGAAAUAUAAAGAAGCGGUAAACAUGCUAAAUCAACAACUCCUCGUCCAUCCAAGCAGUCGAGCUGCACUUUCAUUACUCGGUUAUUGCUUUUAUCAGCUACAAGAUUUUGUUAGUGCUUCUGAUUGUUACGAACAACUGACUCAACAUUUCCCUGAUAUAGAAGAAUAUAAAUUUUAUUUCGCUCAAUCGCUGUAUAAAGCAGACUUGUUUCAAGCGGCGACUAAAGCUGCAGCUCAAAUUGAAGAUCCAAAUUUUAAGGAAAAACUUAACAAACUCAAUGCUGCUAUACAUUAUGGUGAAGGAGAUUUAUCUGGUUCACGUAGUAUAGUCGAACAAAAUCAUUCUGGUGAUAUUGAUUCAAUUAUUAAUCUUGGAUGUUUAUUCUAUCGCGAGGGAGAUUAUCAAAAAGCUUGCCAACACUUUCAACAAGCUAUACAAAUGACUGGUUUCCAACCACAAUUAUCUUAUAAUAUUGCAUUAUGUUAUUAUCAUAUGAAACAAUAUGCUCAAUCAUUAAAAUAUAUUGCUGAUGUUAUAGAACAUGGAAUAAGAGAUCAUCCAGAACUUGGUGUUGGUAUGACUACAGAAGGUUUAGAAGUACGAAGUGUUGGAAAUACAUUAACAUUACAUGAAACUGCUUUAAUUGAAACGUUUAAUUUAAAAGCAGCUAUUGAAUUCAAUUUAAAAAAUUAUACUUCAGCAUCUGAAGCAUUAACAGAUAUGCCACCAAGAAAUGAAGAUGAACUUGAUCAUAUCACAUUACAUAAUCAAGCUGUAAUGAAUAUGAAUAAAGAACCUGGGAUUGGUUUUCAAAAACUUCAAUUUUUAUUACAACAAGAAACAUUUCCAUCGGAAACAUUUGCUAAUCUUUUAUUACUUUAUAUUAAAUAUGAAUAUUAUGAUUUAGCUGCUGAUGUAUUAGCUGAAAAUGCAACAUUAGCCUAUGAAUAUUUAUCAACGGAUUUAUUUGAUUUUAUUGAAGCUAUAAUUCUUAGACAAACUGCUCCACAAGAUGCUUAUAAUCGUCUUGAUCAAAUGGCUAUUAAACAUACGGAACAAUUAAGACGAUUAACAAAAAUAAUUCAAGAAGCUAGACAAAAUCAAAAUGAUGAAUUAGUUAGAACUACUGUACAUGAAUAUGAUAUGGCAUUAGAAAAUUAUAUUCCAGUAUUGAUGCAACAAGCUAAAAUCUAUUGGGAUAUGGAAAAUUAUCAACAGGUUGAGAAAAUCUUUCGUAAAUCAGUUGAAUUUUGUAAUGAUCAUCCAAUAUGGAAAUUAAAUGUUGCCCAUGUAUUAUUUAUGCAAGAGAAUAAAUAUAAAGAAGCAUGUAAUUUUUAUGAACCCAUUAUAAAACGUCAAUAUACAAAUUUAUUAAAUAUUAAUGCAAUUAUUAUAGCUAAUUUAUGUGUUACCUAUAUAAUGACUAGUCAAAAUGAAUAUGCUGAAGAAUUAAUGCGUAAAAUAGAAAAAGAAGAAGAAGAACUAGAACAACAACAACAACAACAUCAAGAAGUAGUUCUUGAAGGAGUUGAAAUAGAUCCAUUGAAUCAUCAUUAUUCUAAUAAAAAAUGUUAUCAUUUAUGUAUUAUUAAUUUAGUAAUCGGUACAUUAUAUUGUACUAAAGGGAAUUAUGAUUUUGGUAUUAGUCGUAUUAUGAAAAGUUUAGAACCAUAUCAAAAGAAAUUAGGACCAGAUACAUGGUAUUAUGCUAAACGUUGUUUCCUAUCACUGAUUGAAAAUAUGUCAAAACAUAUGAUUUUAUUAAGAGAUGCUGUACUCAUGGAGUGCAUACAAUUUUUAGAACAUUGUGAAUUAUAUGGACGUAAUAUAAAAGUGAUUAUUGAACAACCAAUUGAACCACAGAAAAUUCAUCCAGGACAAAAUACUAUUACAUAUGAAGCACGUUUAUUAAAAUCACUUCUAUUAGAACUUAUUCAAGGUUAAAAUACAAAGUCAACUAUUUAAUGUUUGAUCUGAAUAACAAAUUCUUUGUUAUUGCUGUCCUCUUUAAAAUGAUUCCUUUGAAUAAAUGUUUAUAUGAUUUGAAGAUGAUGAUGAUGAUGAUGAAGAUUUUAUAGUUCAGUUGGAUGAUCUUGGAUAAAGUUUUAUUCUUGAUCAAAUCAUUCAACUCAGUGAACAAAGCUUAUAAAGUUGUUUGUUUCCUUGAUUGAGUCUAUGUGUGUGUGUGUGUGAGUAUCCGUGCCAAACAUUUAAUUAACAGUAGUUCAUGUAUAUAAAUCAUCAAAAAUAACUCUAUUUUGUUUAUAUUUCUUUUCAUAAUUAUUAGUGAUAUCAUAUACAUAUUCAUGCAUUUUUAAUAAAAAAUACUAUUACUG
This is a messenger RNA of Schistosoma haematobium, 2401 nucleotides long. RefSeq names its product Tetratricopeptide repeat protein 30A (gene TTC30A). The record is from RefSeq and is a predicted model, not a curated record. Gene Ontology annotation, cellular component: intraciliary transport particle B; axonemal microtubule. The coding region runs from base 9 to 2009 and encodes 666 amino acids. Lineage: Eukaryota; Metazoa; Platyhelminthes; Trematoda; Strigeidida; Schistosomatidae. The transcript has 8 exons. Gene Ontology annotation, molecular function: protein binding; intraciliary transport particle B binding. Gene Ontology annotation, biological process: intraciliary transport.